Racocetra fulgida is the source of this 861-nucleotide messenger RNA. The record is from the annotation of a GenBank genome assembly. NCBI's taxonomy places the organism in Eukaryota, Fungi, Glomeromycota, Glomeromycetes, Diversisporales, Gigasporaceae.
AAGACUUAGACUACAAAACUAUUGAUUCACUUGGUCCUCCGGUUUUACGUUUAUCCCACUUUAAAAACAAUACUAAAUUUCUAACCAAUACAUUAUUAAUUGGAAUUAAUGGUGGUGGAAAUUCAUUAGUCGAAUCAAUUUCAAGUAAUAAAAAGUUAAUCGGAACUAUAUUGUUACCAGAAAUCGAAUUGGUAGAAGAAACCCUACCUUCGCUUAAAGAAUUUAACAAAUGGGAUUCACCUUUUGUCAAAUACUUUGCAAAUCAUCCUCACUUUCUUACCUGGAUAUUUGAUCUUUUAAAUAAAAAACAUAUAAAUCAAGUGUUUUAUAGAGCUUUAGAAGUGAUGGAUAAAGAUCCAAACGCACCUGAAGAACUUCGUACUGCCAUUGGAGAGCUUAUGAAAACAAAAAAAGUGAGUAAAAAAGAGAUACUUGCAGAAAAAGAAAAUCACGCUGCGAAUGUUGUUGAGAAAAAAAACCCGAAUAAUAUUAUUAAAACACAAUUCGUACCCAAGUUAAAGUGGAGUAUGAAGGUUUCAAGUGGAAAUUCUAUAUGCUCUGAUGUUGAAAAAAUUCUCCUUAAUUUUCGUGACUUAUUUAUAAAAUGUAAAAAUGAAAAGCUUGAACUUAUAUGUUUUAAUCCAAAUGAAAAACAUCCUAAUCAUAAUUAUGCUUUGCGAUUUAGCAAGUGUUUAUUGCUUGCUCGAGUUUAUAUUUUAGAUCAUAUACUGAGAAAUUAUGAAAACAUAAGCACAUAUAAUUGGACAAUUUUGCAACUAUUUCCAAAUAUAUUUUUUGGUAGCGACAUUUUUCUGGAUAUAUCUCUUAAAUUCAGGGAGGCUACUGAAGAAUUUUUAGAUC